AUGACCCAUGAUGUUAUGUGUGACUUUCCUAAAGUAAAGGACAUAUCUGAAUGGCAGAAGCUAUGUUCAUGUUAUAGAUUUCAUUCAGAAGAGGAGUAUAAAUUAGAUUGGUGGUUCAGUGUAAUUGAUUGGAUUUGUGCAAAUAAUAAUUCUUUCUUAGUCAAUAUUAAAGAUGUAAGGAAAACCUGCCAAAAACAAUUUAAGGAGUGGCCAAUUGAGAUCUUAUGUUUACCAAAUAUUUUUAGAGCACUUGUCAAUAAACGGAAGAUUGUUGAAUUGGAUUUAGUUUUGAAUAAAAUGGAACUUAUAUGGGAAGAAGCAUCCAAAGCACAAUUAGGAAAUUAUAUACAAAGAAGUAAUUCAAAAUUGAAAUGGUUGGGAUCUCUUUUUGGUAAAUUAUAUUCUAAUUUUGAUGAAGAUAUCAGUUAUGUGAGUAUAUCAGAAACUCCUAUUGAAAAUGAGAAUACACAAUUUAUUUGUAUAUCCAUGAUUAAGAAAAAGUUUUGCAAAUUUUUCCAAGAUUUGAAUGAUGGUAUAAUUGGGGUUAUAUCAUCUGUUUCAGUUGACGAACAGAUUACUAUAUCUAAAAGUAAACUUGUUGAUUAUGUUUCGAAGAAUUAUGAGAUGAUACAAGAAAUUCCUUGUAGCAACAUUGUAGAUGUUAUUAUAUGGUAUAUGAUGAUCUUUUCUCCUCAUCAAUGGGUAGCUAAACCCUUUACUACAUGUUCUCCAAUAUCUAAAACAACCAUUCAUGCUGUGAAAUUUCAAAAAACUUCAACAGCAAGACAAGUACUAAAGUGGAGUGAAGUUUCUAUAAGCGAAUCUGAUCAGGCUGAAAUUUUGUUAAUCGCUACAGAGGAAAAUUUGAAUAGAACACUUGCAAAUCUUGAGGAGAAGUACUUAUUCCAUGAUAGGAAAUGUAGGGAGUAUGCACUUGCAGACCAGAAACAGCUGGCUAUUAAUCACUUAAAACAGAAACACAAUAUUGAGAAGGCUUUGAAUGAUAUCAAUGAACAGCUUUUAGUUCUGAGUAAUUCCAAGGUUAUCAGGGAUUCUUCUACUGUAAAGAUGUCAGUAUUAAGUGCCUUAGAAUCAUCAUCAAAUGUUACAAAACUUAGUCUAGAUGAAAAUGAGGCUUUGAAAAAAGUGGAAAAUAUUGCAGAAGUACAAGAUGAACUGCAAAAUUUACAAAGAUCUAUAGAUUCUCUUGUAAAGACAUGUAUAUCUGAUGAUAUAGAACGUGCAUCUGAAGAUAUAGAGUUGGAGAAAGAAUUAGAUACUUUGCUUACCAAAGUAUAUAUUGAAAAUAAGCUAGAAAAAAGUACUAUGAAGUUUAUGGGGAAUGAAGUAGAUAAAAGUAAUAUCUCAAAUACAAAACCACAAGAUAAAAUUUCGAAAUAUGAGGCUACUGAAAGUUUUAUACCCCUAAAUUCCUAA
Cryptosporidium muris RN66 is the source of this 1437-nucleotide messenger RNA. RefSeq lists its product as uncharacterized. Gene Ontology annotation, biological process: vacuolar transport. NCBI's taxonomy places the organism in Eukaryota, Apicomplexa, Conoidasida, Eucoccidiorida, Cryptosporidiidae. The record is from RefSeq and is a predicted model, not a curated record. The coding region runs from base 1 to 1437 and encodes 478 amino acids. The transcript has a single exon.